Strongylus vulgaris is the source of this 546-nucleotide messenger RNA. The record is from the annotation of a GenBank genome assembly. Lineage: Eukaryota; Metazoa; Nematoda; Chromadorea; Rhabditida; Strongylidae.
AUGCAAGAGUACCCUUUGAAAAAAAUUGUUGAACCCAUUGUCGUGAACCAAACAGUGUCAACAAGCAAGGAGGAAAGCAAAGGCGGUAUCUCGUUGAGAUCUCGGAGUGCAUCCCCCGGACUUAAACUGUUAAAUCGAACUCCCAAGGAAAAGAAAGACAAUCUUGAGAAAGGAGAAGCUAAAAAGAACAAAGAAGGCAAACCCCCUGCUCCAGAAAAAAACUCUGCUAAAGAAGCAGUUCCUGAGCCUGAAAAAGUUCCCGUGUUAAUCACUAAAGCAAUGUCUGUGAAAAUGCGUGAAGCCCAUCUCGAAAAGGAUGUAGCGAAGUUGAAGAAGAAGAGGGCAACAAUUGCGAGCUCUUCUUCUCAAGACACAAAACAAGAGUUUCUGCCAAAAGAGGACUUUUCAUUCGAAGCGCUCAAGGACAAACUGAUUCGUCGGGUUAGCAAGGAACACGAGAAUCCACCACCAAAGAAGGAGUGCAUAUCAAUCACAAGCGUGAGCUCGGUUCGCGACCGGUUAAGGCAGUUUGAGGGUAAAAAAUAG